This is a messenger RNA of Haemonchus placei, 147 nucleotides long. Lineage: Eukaryota; Metazoa; Nematoda; Chromadorea; Rhabditida; Trichostrongylidae. The record is from the annotation of a GenBank genome assembly.
CUGUUGUAUAAUAGGAUCCACUUGAUUAUUAAAAACAUUUCGUGCUUGCUGAGCAUAUCCACUUUGUACAGUAGGUUGUCGAUUCAAAUUGCAAUAGGUGUAGUCUUGGGAAUUGGACGGCUGCCAAUUCGAUACUUGCGAGCAUAG